AUGGAAGGCACUCACUGCACCCUCCAAUUGCGUAAGCCCAUUACCGAACUCUGCUACAUCAGCUUCUAUCUUCCAAGAGGAGAAGUCAGAGGAUUUUCAUACAAGGGCACCGUAACUCUAGACAGAGCCAAUAAAGGGUUUCAUAACUGCUACCAAGUCAGGGAGGGGUCAGACAUCAUCAGCCUCAGCCUGCAGCCGAAUGAACAUCCAGGCGACAUAUUUUUCAAGCAGACUCCCACGAAAGACAUUCUCACUGAGCUGUACAAACUCACAGCAGAGAGGGAGAGACUGCUGGCCAAUCUGCUGAGCUCAGACCACAUCCUGGGCAUUACCAUGGGGAACCAGGAAGGGAAGCUGCCGGAGCUGUCGGUGAGCCUGGCCCCCGAGGACGAUGGUUUCCAGGGUGCUGACGACUGGCAGGGGGAGCCCCCCGUGGGCUGUCUCAAUAAGAGGAGCACCCAUGGGAACAAAAAGCCCCGGAGGUUUGGUGGAAGGAGGGAGAGCUUUGAGACGCUUCCGCACAAGAGGACAAGAAGAAAAGGGCGUGGGCGCCAGGUAUCAGCUCCGCAGAUGGGGAAGGACCAGGUCUGUUCCAGCAACUCCCUUCCUCUUUCUCGAGUGAGGCCUAAUCUUUGGCUUCUAGAGGAGAGAGGCAACUUGUUCCCAAAUGGGGUACUUACCUCUUCCCUGCAGAGGACAGAGAGCUGCCCUCUAGAGAUCUCCAGGACACUGGGCCCGGACCCUGGCUUCAGGAGCUUUGGGUUGGCUUCUGAGGAUGCUGAGCUUGGAAGAGGAGGGCUGCCCGCUGCCUGCAGCUCCGCAGAGCCAGGAGGUGGGGAUACCUGGGGGCCGCAGAGGGGGCCUCAAUGGCUGGCACAUCAGCAAACAGGUUUGUCUGAAAGUCACGAGGACCCUGAGAAGCAUCCAGAGGCAGAAGGGGGCCAGAGGGAGAAGUCUGCUGAGAAGACUUGCAGGAAGAAACCUGUUUCCAAAGUGGUGGCUAAAGUCCAGGAUCUGUCGGCUCAGGUGCAAAGAGUAGUUACAACGCAUCCCGAGGGUGAGGGGAGACUUGCCGUUUGCCCCACGGCCCAAGUGGAGUUUAUACCCAGAGUGGACUUGCUUACCAUCCCAGGAGAUGAGGCGGGGCCCCGUGGCUCCAGGCAGCGGGGCAAGGAGCAGCAAAGGGACAGGUCAUUACAGUCAUCAGCCAGGAAACGUGCACCAGCCAGCACUGAGUGGGCUGUGAACAAGGUCCUCUUGAAGGUGAUAGAGAGUGAGAAGUUAGACGAAGCCACUGAGGGGAAAAGGCUGGGCUUUCCCCUCAGCACGACAACCACCCACACCCUCCAAGAUGCUAGAAGCAAGAGGAGAGCUGGGCUGCCUCUGAGUGGCCACAAAACCUUGUUUCUGGAUCUGCCCCACAGUGUAGGGCCCGACUCCUCACAACCCGGAGGUGAUGAGAAGAGGUCGUCCCCUCCAGCACUGGCAGCUCCCAGUAUGGUAUUUAAUAAUUCAUCCUCUCAGUCCGGCACACACAAACGGGUGUCACCUGUUCCCUUGCCUCUAUCUCCAAGGCUCCCCAGCCGUCAGCAGCAUCACAGGAUCCUCCGGCUCCCUCCACUGCCAGGCGAGAGGGAAGCCCCUCUUGAUGACUCUCCUGGUAGAAAGAGCAGUGCCUUCUCUGAGUCCCCCUCUGCUGACACCUUGGAGCCACUAUCCUCUGCGAAGGUCACGGAGACCAAAGGAGCCAGCUCGGCCUCCCUCAGAGCAGACCAACCUCGGUUGGUGCCUGGGGAACCUUUGGAAAAGAGCUUGGGGCCUGGGAAGACCACAGCUCAGCCCCAGCACCAGUCACCUCCAGGCAUCUCCUCCGAGGGCUUUCCUCGGGACUGUUUCAAUGAGCAGACAGCAACUAAAGACCUUCCCAACAGGGAUGGAGGUACAUGGGUCCUGGGGUAUAGAGCAGGACCAGCCUGUCCAUUUCUGCUCCACGAGGAGAGAGAGAAGGCAAACAGAAGCGAAUUGUACUUGGAUCUCCAUCCUGACCACAGCCCCACUGAGCAGGAUGACAGGACUCCUGGCCGACUCCAGGCUGUCUGGCCACCCCCAAAGACAAAAGACACAGAAGAAAAAGUGGGAUUGAAGUACACUGAAGCAGAAUACCAAGCUGCUAUUUUACACUUGAAGAGGGAGCACAAAGAAGAAAUUGAAAACCUGCAGGCUCAGUUUGAACUUGAGACCUUUCAUAUCCGAGGUGAGCAUGCAGUGAUAACAGCGAGGCUAGAAGAAACCAUUGAAAAUCUCAAGCAUGAGAUAGAACACCGAUGGCGAGGAGGAUGUGAAGAGAUGAGAGAUGUAUCUAUCUCCACCGACGAUGACUGCCCUCCAAAGACUUACAGAAAUGUGUGCAUCCAGACAGACAGAGAGACUUUCCUCAAACCCUGCGAAGGUGAAGGCAAGACAACCAGAAGUAACCAAAUAAUACCCAAAAAACUGAAUAUCUCCUCUUUAAGCCAACUCUCUCCCCCAAAUGACAGCAAAGAUGUCCAUGUUCCUCUCCUGUCUGUGGAAGGCAUCUCUUUGAAUCAGCAGAAGGCAUCGCCUCCCCCUCCUGCACCACCCCUACUAACAAGCAUCCCUCCCCCUCCUCCCCUCCCACCUGGACUUGAAGCUUUGCCACCAGCACCUCCGCCACCACCUGUGAGCGCUGGACCGCCACCACCUCCGCCACCUCCUCUGCCUCCAAGUGCUGGGCCUCCCCCACCUCCUCCCCCGCCACCACUUCCUAACUUCUCCGCUCUGCCCAGCAGUGGGGGGCCACCUCCUGCUCCAGCACCCCCAGGACUUGCGCCUCCACCUCCUCCAGGACUCUUCUUUGGAGUCAGCUCUUCUAGCCAAUGUCCUCGGAAACCAGCCAUUGAACCCAGUUGUCCCAUGAAGCCUUUGUACUGGACUAGAAUACAAAUAAGUGAUAAGAGCCAAAAUGCUACACCAACCUUAUGGGAUUCCUUAGAAGAACCUGAUAUUCGAGAUACUAGUGAGUUUGAGUAUUUAUUCUCCAAAGACACAACUCAGCAGAAGAAAAAACCUCUGUCAGAGACCUAUGAGAAAAAAAACAAGGUCAAAAAGAUCAUCAAGUUAUUGGAUGGAAAACGAUCUCAAACUGUGGGAAUCUUGAUAUCGAGUUUGCAUUUAGAAAUGAAGGAUAUCCAGCAGGCCAUUUUCAAUGUGGAUGACUCUGUGGUUGAUCUGGAGACCCUGGCAGCCUUAUAUGAAAAUAGAGCCCAAGAGGAUGAAUUGGUUAAAAUAAGAAAGUAUUACGAGACAUCCAAAGAAGAAGAAUUGAAGCUGCUGGAUAAACCUGAGCAAUUUUUGCAUGAGUUAGCCCAGAUCCCUAACUUUGCUGAACGUGCCCAGUGCAUAAUCUUCAGAUCUGUCUUUUCUGAGGGUAUCACCUCCUUGCACCGAAAGGUAGAGAUCAUCACACGAGCUUCUAAGGGCUUGCUGCACAUGAAGAGUGUGAAGGAUAUUUUAGCUCUCAUUCUGGCUUUUGGAAAUUAUAUGAAUGGAGGAAAUAGAACUCGAGGACAAGCAGAUGGAUAUAGCUUAGAAAUCCUGCCCAAACUCAAGGACGUCAAAAGUCGGGAUAACGGGAUUAACCUGGUGGACUAUGUCGUGAAAUAUUACCUGCGUUACUAUGAUCAGGAAGCAGGAACAGAAAAGAGUGUUUUCCCCCUGCCCGAACCACAAGAUUUCUUUCUGGCCUCCCAAGUCAAGUUUGAAGACCUCAUAAAAGAUUUGAGAAAACUGAAGAGGCAACUAGAAGCAAGUGAGAAACAGAUGGCGAUGGUGUGCAAGGAGUCGCCAAAGGAGUAUCUCCAGCCUUUCAAGGACAAACUAGAAGAGUUCUUCCAGAAAGCCAAAAAAGAGCAUAAAAUGGAAGAAAGUCACUUGGAGAAUGCACAGAAAAGUUUUGAAACAACAGUAGGAUAUUUUGGGAUGAAGCCAAAGUCUGGUGAGAAGGAGAUCACACCCAACUACGUGUUUAUGGUGUGGUAUGAGUUCUGCAGUGACUUCAAGACGAUUUGGAAACGGGAAAGUAAAAGCAUAUCUAAAGAGAGGUUAAAAAUGGCUCAGGAAUCAGUCAGCAAGUUGACAUCAGAGAAGAAAGUGGAGACAAAGAAAAUCAACCCCACGGCUAGUCUGAAAGAAAGACUGCGUCAGAAGGAAGCCAGUGUGACCACCAACUAACACAGAGAUGUGAAAAGGAUGACAGCGGAGACGUAGUACCUUGUAUGAGCCUUUCCAACAUCACUGCUGCAGGAAGUUCUUGAAAGAUAUGUUACUAAAUGUCUGUUUUGCUCAUCUCAUUCUGAGGUCACCCACAGUGAGCACCCCGUGCCUUCUUGAAGAAAGUCCCUUAUUAAGCCACAGGAACAAUAAAAGCUGUUUGAGGGAGCAUUGCCAGAGUAUUUGAUAAUUGUUUCUUGUGGAGGUGCAAAGUCCACUCCCUCAUAAGACCAGAAAGAAUACCAAGAUUUUCCAAUUUUUUUUAGAAGUGGAGAUUUGAAGCUUUCUAACCAAAACUUGAUACAUGUAAACUUGUGACAGAAGAAAAGGAUCUUUUAUGACAUUUGCCUUGAGAGAGUUCAAGCCUUGGUCUUUACACACUGCUGGUUUGAUUAUUAGUCUUAAUUUUGGUCCUAUUGGAGCAAGAUCCGGAAGCAUCUUUCACCAAAACUGUUGAAACUUACCAAAACUAUUUUUAAAGAGGUCCAAGAUUAUGUAUCUCCCAGACUGGAGGAAUGGUUAUUUUGUUGUUCAUGUAAUGGAAAGAACAGAAAAUGGAGUAAUACAUGGGUGUCAGGAGGGGUUAAAUAACCGUAAACUUUGUCCUGGAGAAUGUGUUAUGAUACAAGGAGUUGACGUCAGCCAUUAAGCAAGACACAUUCUUUUGUUUUUAUAUCAGUUCUUUGUGUUUUCCUAAACCAACAGGGAUUCUCCACCUCAUUCCCAGAAGAAACAGUGAUACUUGAGCAGGGACAGACUUGGGGUCAAAGAACCUGCUUGGACAAGUAACCCGGGGACAGAGCACAUUUCACAUUUCAUAUCGUUCAUGAACGGCUAAUACCAUGUCGACAUGCAGCUGAGCUCUGCGUCUUGUUCAGGGUCUGUGAGUGGCUGGGCCUCUCCCGCCAACCCCACAAGGCAGCUUCCAGACAGGAGAGCAAAUGCUGCUCAGAGCCUUUUAUCGCAACCUUGACUGACAGGCGUGUACAGAGAGUGAAGCCAGGAGUCUUUGAUGUUGAAGAAAUUAAGGGCAGAAAAGAAAGUUCUCUACGUCCAAAUGAAAAGAAGAUGAUUACAUUAAUAUUCUACUUUUGAGUGGACUGUCAUGCAUAGGCAGCUUUUUCCGACCCUGGGAGCCCAUAAGACCACUGCCCCUUGAGUCACAAGAGAAACCACCUUGGACCUCUCCCCUGACAUUUUUUCUGUAAGCCAUCACUCUUCAAAUCUAUCUUAUGAAGGAAGAAUAAAGGGAACUGGGGGUAAGUUGUGAGUAGGAUCAGAGACUAUCAGGUUUUGACCUCGAAGGGAGAGAGAUCUAAACUUUCUCCUCCAAUUGGUAGAGAACAGUCAAGAGAUGAGCAAGAACCUUCAGACUCUCAGGAUCUGUCUGCCACGUGUAGCCUACCCCCUGCCCCAGCAUCUUCCCAGAAGCUUUCAACUUGCCAGGUUCCUGAGUGUCUACCCAGGACAUGCCUGCCAGUCUUCAGCCCCCUCAGGGACCUCAUAAUAGAUUCUGCUAAUUAAAACAGCACCAUAUCCUAAUAUAAUGCCCAUCUUGGGAAUCAAGGUUGCAUAGUCAGGAUCAAAUCAAGUCACAGAAGCCAUAUUCAUGCAGGUGCUAACCAUCUUUUCUAACCAUUCAAAAGAAAGGAAUAUGGUAACAUGCUUGGGUUGGUGGUUUUUUGUUUUGUUUUGUUUUUUCAAUUUAAAGUAAAAGGAUGAAAAGCAAAAUAGAAAAGCUGAUAAGAAACUUACAUGGCUAAAAGAAGGUGCUUUUGAGCAAGGAGCUUUUCAUACUAUCUUGUAUUGUUCCUCUUCAUUUUCAUUUAACCAUGAAGAAAAUCUAAGGAAUUCAAGAAUUUAAAAUAAAUCCCACUUACAGCCAUCUUGCACUCUGACAUUCCUCUUAGUAUUAUUGUGCAAAAGAAAAGUGCUUGUUUUGCCCAUGCCUUGGGAAUCAACGUUGAGUUCAGUGAGACCAAUACAAGUCUAGAUCCUUCUGGGUCUCAUACACUUGAUGGGAGAGAGCCCAAGAUGGCUUUCAGGGCAGUCACAUAGCCCAUUUCAGGUCUCUAAGUAGGAUGCUCACAAGAAAAUCACUGAAAGUAAAUAGGACUGUUACUUUGGCCAUGUAACCCUGCAAGAACAAGCUCUCAGAGAACCAAUGCUGGUGAACAAUGAGUAGAAACAUUUAAUUUGAGAGUUAGAGAUAUGCAGCCCAAGUUGAAUUUCAUCCUAGUGGACAAACUAGAAAUUGGCCAUAAAAUACCUGUUUCUUUACUCUUUAGAGUGAAGUUUGCCUGCCUCUGUUGGGGAAACCUCAUGAUUUUGUGAGACUGGUCAAACGUAGUAUGUUAGUGCAUUAAAACACCAGGGCAAAAGCCCCAUUAUUCUCACCCAGUUUGAAUCGUGCAUUAUAUGUCUGGAUGCUCCCUCCCCAGUCCACACGUGUACCACAUUGUUGACAUAGCCUUCAUUUCUACUCUAAGUUGAUGCUUAGUGAAGGUUCACAAGAGUUUGUUCAAGGUGGGCCAUCUGAAACAACCUGGAGGCUCUUAAAAUGGUCCCUCUAAAAUGCAGUAGAGCUUGUGUUCAGGGCAACUUUUCAUGGAGAGGAAGUAGUUGGGGUGACACUUAGCAGCUUGAGCAUUUCAGGCAAGCAGGGUUUAAGUAGCUGUUCUAACCACAGCCUUCCCUGAACUAGAUGGAGAGUGGCCCGUAUUACUACUCUGUCUUUUAACCACUCACACCAGACUUACUAGUCAGACUCUGAGAAACCUUAACUUACAAGCAACAUCGUCUCUUCCUAGCCAAGAUUCAUUAAAACCAAGGGCACAGUUGGAUAGUAGUUCAGAUUCUUGCAUGAGUAACUAGCAUAAUCAUUGAGCAUACAAGUAUAUCAGAUAUUAUACUAAAGCAUGCUAUAAACUCUUUAGAUAAAAACAUCAGGCCUGUGAGGUGUCAAAAAUCAGGUUAGAAGGAGGUGAGCUGUGUGGCUUUUAACCCAAGAAGAGGCAGCCUGUGGGAAUGGGGGUAGAGUGUGGCCAAGCAGAAAUGGGUGAAUAUAAUGAUGGUGGAGGCGCAGGGGUCACACGUGACGGACCUGCUGCCCAACAGUUGCCUUUUGAAUCCUUGAAUUGACAUCCCUGAUGUAUCUUCAGACACUCACUGCAAGUACCUAGGAAAUAUGGAGAAAGAACUUCUGAAAUCUGGGAAGGAGAGUAAGGAACCAAGUGGUGCUAUUCCAUCUUGAAAUGUUCUAGCUGGAACAAAUCGGCAACAUGGCUGAGGGAUUGAAUGCCACAUUGAGUGCUGGUCUCUGACCCUCUCAUGCCCCCUAGUAAGGAUAGUACAAGCUGCAUACUUGCUGGCCGUCCCUUAGUCACCUGCUUUUCCCAUAAAUACCAUAAGAAAAGGCGUUUCCUACAUGAGAAGCUCAUAUGCUGCUCGUGGAGAAACUGGGAAAACUGAAGGAAGGAAUAAAACUCUUUGGUGGUAUUGGAAACCUCCAAAAGGAUCAAGUCAUCAUCAGCUUGGUUCUUCCAAGGGCCAGGAUCAGACAUAGCAGAAGAGAUGUAAGUGUAUUUUUGGUGAAGAUUUACUUGUUGGCUUGGGAUUGCAUAUCUCUCCAUAGAUUAUUCUGACUCCUAUGGGGUAGUUUUUAUUUUAAUUAUUUUCUUGCUUUCUUGAACAUUAUAUUUUCUCAUUUCUAUUUCUACUUCCCCCUUGCCUGGUGUUAUUGACACAGAUCAUUGCACAUGGCAGCACAGCGAAGAGCAGUCGUCAGUGUGUGAAGGGGAAUUAGCAAUGCAGACCUGCGGGCUCUUUCCUAGUAACCAGACUGUACCAUUGAUAGGGGAACUUCCUCAUUCCCUGACAUUCUCAGUUGGUCUAUUUUGUAGUACUGUCCCUUCCCGGAACAAAGAUAAAAACCAAUCUGGGGCUUUCUGUGGCAAGGGUAGGGAAGAAGACCAAAAAUUAAGCUUUUGUUCCCCUGAAUAGCUGAUGUAAAUAUCAAAUUUUAUGAAAUAGUUAUUAUCUAAAAAUCGCAAACAAGAGCUCUUUUGAGCUUCAUUUUUCUUCGAUCUUGCCUCUUCUAAUCAAAAAAAAAAAUGACCGAAAGAAAGAAGGGAAAGAAAAAGCAUCAGCAGAUUUGGCAAUCCACAAAUUAUUUAACUCCUGAAUCACAGAAAGUGAGCAGACUGUGAAAUGCAAUGUUGUAGAAGUCCUGAGCACAUAAGAAUUUGAAAAGCCGUGAAGGCUGAUGAGUGUAGACGAAGUAAGAGCUGUCCACUGCCUGCUGAGACUUUAGCCUAAACCGGGGAUUUUUAGAGUGUGGAUUUGAAAGAGUCAAGUAUUGCUCUGAACAAUUGAUUUUGAAAAAGCCACAGAGAGACGUGGUGUGAUACAGUGGGAGAAAUGCUAGACCAUUAAAAUUUCCUUACUCUGGAUUCUCUCUUAAGUUUAUGCGUGUGGAACAUCCAGAAGACCUUGAAUACUGCAUUUGAUGUGUUAGGAUUUUACCUUUAGGAACACUACAACUGAAGAGAGUGUACUGAAUAAAGAAAUAACUUUUCAUUUAUGUCAGCUACUUUGUCAUCAUAAAUCUGCAACACAAAAGAAACAAGUCUACAUGGCCAAACUAAUACUAUUUGAAAAGAUUGCAUAGUUUUUGGCCUUUCCAAAAUGCAGUUAACUUGUUGGGUAUAUUUCCAUUUUCCAGCUAUAAACAGUCUAGCUGCUUGGAACUUUCUCUAUUGUUGGUGCAGAAGUCACUCAACGAAAAGCACCUUCAGAAACAGGCCUCAGCAGAUCUGGGUCCUGUAGGCUCACGUAACAGUAUUUCUAACUCCAUUAGCAAUUGAAACCAGGCAUAACUAAGCUUGGUUACAUAGCUGUGUGUGACUGAGAGGCCCAUUUUGUGUCAUUUCUGCACUCCUGUCAGUUGUUGACACCUUGUUAGAGGCACUGAAUUUUAGUUUCACAGUUCUUCAUUUCACCUCCCAAGGAGUGGGCAAUCUACCAAACCCUUCCAGAUCAACACUUUGCUGCGAAGUAGUAAAUUCAAAAGAGUUUUAACAUGUCAAACUUGAAGCCAAUUCAGUAACCUUAUUUGUUCCAAGACUCUUAAUCAACACUGUGAUAUAAACUUAGCACUUGGGAAAUUUGUGUAAUUGGCAACUUACUUGGAAGUGUGAAGAUAUGAAAAUGGCAGCUAGCUAACUCCAUCUAAGCUCCCAUGCGGUUUCUCCCAAGGAAGGAAUUAGAGAAGCAAAUCAAGCCUCAUUCAGUAGGUUGUCUGUCCCCAAAUGGAGCUUGCUGGAUUCAUUUCCCCUCCACCCUCUGCCCCUCUCCCACCCACCCUGGUGAUAAACAGUAACAGAGGACCUUUCCCUUCUCAUUCGUCCGGUCUCUGGUAUGACAGAUAGUUCAAUUCAAUCAAGAACUCAAAUAAACCCCUGCAUAUUACACCUGUGAGGCACUUGUUCAUGAUUAUCUUCUCCAUUCUAUAAUCUGGGGAAGACUGACUUAAUCUCAAUAUUUUAUAUGAAAGUGGUAGCUACAGCCUUUAAUUUAUUCUUCUACAUGCCAUCUAUGCUCAUUUAAUUUUCUUUUUUUAAUCUUCUUUUAAAUGUACUAAGAAUCUCCAGUCUCUCCUUUUCUAGAAGCUGAUCCAAAUACUACUUUGGGCUUUUUUUUUUUAUGCUUUGUGUGAAAUUUGAUAGCGUUGGGCUAGUGAAAUGCAAAUGAACCCAGAAUUUCCAGCAGAAAUUCACCUCCCAAGAAUUUGGCAUCCUUCUCCAUGGUGUAAACAACCUUCUACCACAGUCAGGCUGUCGGGUAGCCUGAGCAUUUCCCUAAAUUUCACCUGUGCAGACACCAAGGGACUCUCUGUCUUUGAAACUAAAAAUGUCUUAAAAGAGAAUGGAUAUAUCUCCCCAUACGUGGUGUGAGCUGCCAAUGCGUUAUCUUAUAUUUAGCAUAUAAAGUAAGAAAUCAGACGUUUUCGGGCAAGCAUGCACAGUGGUUUAUCAAUCUCUUUGGCAAAGUUGUACCUACUUUCCUUCAUUGUUCUCUUCCAGAGCGCUCUUCCCUUCCUGUCUCAUGAAACAAAUAUAUUCUUGAUUGUUCAUCUGGGUCAGCUUGCCAGGUCUGCCUUUCCAAAAUAAAAAGCUAAUCCCAAAGACCACUGAAUAUACAGGGAAAUUACUUUCUACCUCCCCAUGACACAGAUGAUAAAAGUGUUCAGGAAUGAACAAUUCUCUGGGAACUCUUAAGAUGGACUUUGAAUUCCAGGUUUCUUUCUAUGAGGUAUUCAAAAGUGGAUAUAUACCAUACAAAAACUGGACUACUCUUUCCAGUAAGAAACUAGAAAGAGAUUAAAAAUCUUUACAUUUUAGAUAGGCUUGAGUGAACUAUAAAUUGCUCAUUUUUUCCUUUCUUCUUGGCAACUUGUCCCUACCUAUAAUCUUAUUUCUUCAAACCUGACCACCAAGGCAUAAAGAAGGUGGUCUCAGCCUCAUGGACAGUGCACUCUCUGUAAUCCUACCAAGACGUCCAUUUGCUUUGGAAACAAAUCCAUGAGUGAGGAGACAACACUAGUGACAAUUCUCCUGUCUGCCCAGGGUGACACAAAUAGGGUUUUUUUGGUCUACCAAAGGGAUAGGUUUAUUCCAAGUCAUUAAUUUUACAAUUUGUUAAUUUCCCGACACAAAUAACAUGACCCUACUGUUAGAAGGAUGUAUAAUCUUCAAAGAGAGAAGUAUUGAGAAAAAAAGGACUUCUCUUUAAAGAAACAAUAUAAGAUAGCCCUCAAAUAAGGCAAAAAAUUUUAAAAUUAGAAAUUGAAUACUUUUUGAGGUUCUUUAGAGAAAACUUGUCAUUGAUUGAGCGUAAUCUUUUUCCCAUUAUUGAGUUUUAAUUUAGACGAGGAGAGGAAGCAGUGUGCCCCUGACCUUUGAUCUAGUGGAUUGUGCUUUGGCCUGGAGAAUCAUCACUGGCUUGCUUGCCCAGAACCUAAGUGAUAUCGGUCAGCAUCCUAAUAGGAAUCAGGCCAAACAGAAAUGUAAAUUAUUUCAUUUCUGUUAGGGUUUAAUUUUUUUAGCAGCACCCAGGACGCUACUUCCGAAAAUGCAUUUGAUCAGUGCAGUUAUGUGUCUUCCUUCAGCCUUGUGAGAUUGCAAGGGAUGGGAUGAGGGAGAAAAACAAGAGAUGGGGAGAAGGAAAAUUUGAACGAGGCUAGUGCAAUGUUUUGCUGAAAUAAUGCAUUGUUAGGGAGCCGGUGAUUUUUGCCAUGGUUGUGGUAUGGGCAGCCUUGGAAACUCAAGGAAUCUGUAUUAGUAAAUCGGAGUGCCCAGUGUCUUGCAUUGGUCAGUGCCUGACAGUGUGCUGUAAAAGCAGGUAGCCCAAAGAAAUUGGCCUGUGCUUGCUUUAAUAACUCUAAAUUUCAGAUUCAUUUCCACGGGAUUGGUUGUCCAUGGCCGUUCCAGUUUUCUCUAUGCUUCUCAAACAUCAUUUUGGCAUCUAGCUUCAUUUAUUUCACUUUUUUCCUUUCAAUACUUCCGCUUCAGCCUCCCCUUCCUUCACACCCUACGGCUAUUUUUUCCUCACUUUACAGUUUCUCCCAGACCCAGCUUUUUUCACCUCUCCCCGUCACAGACAGCCGAAUGUCUCCCUGAGCCCUUGUUCUGUUCCACAGCCCUUUGGACAGAACGCUCCACUGUCACCAAAUGAGACACAGUGCUGUGGCUGCCUCUUGUUAAUGUCAGCGUCACCUCAUCACUUAGGCAAAGAGGGAAAAAUCCAUAAAAGAGAUGGAAAAUACAUUUCUUUUUCAUUUUCUUCUACUUUAUUUUAAGAAGUUCCAGGGGAGGGUUGUUGUAGUCCUUCUCGAUUUCUCAUAGAUUUUUACUUUAAAACUGUCUAAUUAGGAACCAUUCUUUUGAUAAAAUAUAAAUCAGUCUGGGUCACCAGCUACGAUGCAUCAGACUAAAUUUUUGAAUCUCAAGUAACUUUUCUGUGCUGCCGGGCAAAUUAAUUCUGUGCAAGCAUUUUGAAUCAUACACUUUUCAUUGCCGCUCCAUUCUUACUGCUACUCAUGAUUCAAACAUCUACACGAAUCUGGAUCAGGAUGUUGACAAUGUGUGGUUAUUUUCAGAUCAAGAGUAGCUAUUACACUCUUGAAAGUGCUUAACAGCAAAGUAUAAGAAUGUCCUAGUCAACCGUUUGAUCUGGAAAAACCUUGGCUUUUCUGUUUAAUUAAUUAUUAUACCAAUUUGUAGGUGUAAUCUUAAAGGAUUUUAAGCAAUAUUGAAGACAGUUUGAGAAAUGAGAAGGCACUUUAAAGACAUGAAACCUUACAUUACGUGCUUUUGGAUAUUUUUUAAUGUAAUAAGCUAAUUGGAUUCAGGUAUUUUUCCCUUUAAAUUUUUAAAAAUAUGUAUUUCUAAUUUGCAUAUUUAAUUUUGUCAAAGCUCAGAAAUGCUUGUUAGUUGAAUUUGUAAAUGUCAUUUGCAACCAAAUGAAGUAUUUAUUUUUAAAAAGAAAGGAUGAAGGAACCAAUAUUGAUUUGUACAUAAUGAAAAUAUGUGUGUGUGUAAAUAUAUAUAUUUUCCUCCUUGACUCUACUUGGUCAUCACAUCAAGUGUAUUUUUGUACAUAAUAUAUAUUGGUUAGAAAACAUCAGUUGUCUAUUCAAAGAAUACUAUCUCUGUGAUAGAUUAUCCUAAUCUGUUGAUACCUCUGUUAAUUUAAGAGAUAGAACUCUAUUUUUUGGAAUUUGCAGAGAACUGCGUUUGUGGCUUGCAAUUGUAAAUAUGCUAAGGGUAUUUUAAUAAAUCUUGGUUUCAUGUC
Messenger RNA from Equus quagga, 13143 nucleotides. RefSeq names its product formin 1 (gene FMN1). NCBI's taxonomy places the organism in Eukaryota, Metazoa, Chordata, Mammalia, Perissodactyla, Equidae. The coding region runs from base 1 to 4251 and encodes 1416 amino acids. Gene Ontology annotation, cellular component: endoplasmic reticulum membrane; nucleus; actin filament. The record is from RefSeq and is a predicted model, not a curated record. The transcript is spliced from 18 exons. Gene Ontology annotation, biological process: actin nucleation. Gene Ontology annotation, molecular function: microtubule binding.